AAGCUUUACAUAGAUUAUUUGUGUCUUUGACAUGAAAAUCAAUCCCAUCGUUCGAAAACUUGAAUCGCACAAUACUUUCAUUGGUUUAUUCCAUAGCUACAGACCUGUCUCGUGUGGAUACGCUUGUUGCGCAGGCUCGUAUCGAUUGCUUGCUCAGCUGAUACAUCUGCUGCUGCAUUUCACAGUUCUGCUCCGCUUAAAGCGCGUAUUUUUUUGACAUCCAAGUGUAGCUGUUUUUUUAUGGCUCUGCAGUGUGCAAGCAUUAUCUCAUUAUCUCAUUAGCUCGUUAUCAGUGGACUCUGUACUUAUAUCGGUAAUACCCGAUAAUUACAUCCACGUGGAAAAUUUUUUUUCACGCAUGCGUUUUUCAACUUGUGUCAAGGAAACUGAAACAAGUACUCGACAUUUCCUUUAUAAUUGCAACAGUGCUCCACACUGCACAGGAUAUAGCCAACAAUGCCGAUAUGGCAUGGAAUUUCUCGACGUACGCAGGUCAAGAGGUAUACGAAGAAGUGCAGUUGUAGAUGGUGAGAAACGGACGGCAUGUUUUCCAAAGAAAAGUCAUGAGAGCUUUCUCGCCCUCGUCGGAUACGAGUUCCGUAUACACCAGCGCCGACGAUGCACGCCGGUGCACCGACUAUGAGAGGAGUCAGUUCCUCGGCUUAGAGAAUAUCGGAACUGCCUGGCUCCUUGGCUCGCAUUCUUCGCACGAUAGAACGAAACGAGUACUCGAGAGAUUUAAAAUAGACAAAUCUCGAUUUCGCGUACAACAUGUAAUCAUAAUUGGCGCCGUCGUAGCCGCGUUAAUAAUUGCCAUAAUCAUCGGUCUGUGCGCAUACGCACGUAACAUCACGUCGGACCCGCGAAAUGAUGAAUAUCUAGUGCCGCCCGAUCCAGAAAGCUUCCAGCCACCAUCGUGGAGCAAGUUGAGAACUUUCAAACGCGGUGCCGUUUGCGCGGACGGAGCACCAUGCGCCGUUAUCGGCAAAUCAAUCCUGGAACGCAAUGGAUCGGCGGUGGAUGCUGCGUUGGCCGCGCUAAUAUGCAACGGACUCGUGAACAUGCAAAGUCUAGGUCUCGGCGGUGGAUUUAUAAUGACGAUUUAUCAAAGAUCCACGCGUCGGGCCUUCGUUCUCAAUGCAAGAGACCGCGCACCUUUGGCCUCAAAUUCUACGAUGUACGAUGGCAAAUCCGCAAAUGCAUCUUCGCUCGGUGCACUGGCGGUUGCCGUGCCCGGCGAACUGGCCGGUUACUGGGAAGCUCAUCAACAAUUCGGUAGAUUGCCAUGGGCAGAUUUGUUCAAACCGAGCAUCGAGCUCUGCGAAAAGGGCUACGUCCUGACAUUAGUGCAAUAUGACGGCCUUGCGUAUAAUAAGAAAAGCAUUUAUAAUGAUCCAACUUUAAGAGAACUAUUUGUCGAUCCCGCAACUAACAAAUUCCGUAAACCAGGUUCCGUUAUUAAACCCUACGCGCUUUGUGAAACGCUGCGGAUUAUCGCCGAAAAAAAUGCGACUGAAUUUUAUAACGGUACGAUCGGACGACUUCUCGUUAAUGAUUUGCAAGAACAAGGAGGAAUCAUAACGAUGAAAGAUCUUAACGAGUACAGAGUUUCAUGGGAUCAACCGAUACAGACAAAUCUUUCGAGCGGAAUAAAACUUUUGACUACAGGAAUACCCGGUGGUGGAGCUAUUCUCUCGUUUAUUCUCAACGUCUUCGACGACUACGGCUUCACGCCGGCCAGCAUAGCUGAUUUUAACGCGACAAUCCUCACGUAUCAUAGAAUGAUAGAGACGUUCAAAUAUGCGUUCGCGUUAAGGACGAAUCUGGGCGACGGAGCUUUCAUCGAUAUGACCGAGAUAACCAGAAACUUAACGUCGAAAAGUUUCGCGCACGCGAUACGAGAGAAAAUAGAUGAUACAAAAACGUGGCAGGAUCCACGGCACUAUGGUUCUCCUAACUAUGCUAUUGUUGAAGAUCACGGUACCGCGCACGUGUCAGUGCUGGCACCGAAUGGCGAUGCAGUAUCGGCUACCAGCACCAUUAACUUUUAUUUUGGAAGCGGAAUAGUCAGCAGAAGAACCGGCAUUUUGUUAAACAACGGCAUGGACGACUUCAGCAUUCCGUCGCAGUUCAAUUAUUUCGGUAUGCCGCCAAGCCCCAACAAUUAUAUCGCACCUAAAAAGCAGCCAUUGUCCUCGAUGGUGCCGUCCGUUCUGAUCGAUCGGCACGGUGAUGUCAAGAUGGUCAUGGGUGCCGCCGGUGGUACGAGAAUUUCCACGGCAGUGUCACAAGUGACUGCAAAGAUACUUUGGAUGAAGCAAACAGUCAAGGAGGCGGUGGACUCAGCAAGAAUACAUCACCAGCUAUUUCCGUCAAAGCUGUCUUACGAGUAUGGGAUCCCUAAGCAGGUGGUCGACGGUCUGAAACGUUUGGGACACGUCGCGGAACGUUACAGGGUCCGCGGCAGUGUAGCCUGCUUCAUACUGUACGAAAAUUCCACAAUUUUUGCCAACGCCGAUUACCGCAAAGGCGGCGACGUCUACGGAAUCGAUUGAUUCACGUGCGUUCACAUCACCUUGUCGAUCCAGCCGUCACCUUGCGGCACAAAUCUUUCGUGAAGAAGGAUAACCGACGUUUUUUUGUUCAAACAGCGCCGAACGUUUCUUCGUGAUUAUCAUAAACAUCGACGUACGCGAUCGAUCUUUUUAUCAUACGCAUCAAUAUUAUCGUUCAAUAUAACUUUUACGUCUUCUCGCUCACUAAUCGCAUUUUAUCCAUGCAUCGCUCUUCCUUCCAACAAUAUCCACGUAUCUCGGAUUUAUUAUCCUCCCUUGAACCUUCAUGAUAUUUAUUUAUGCAAAACAGAUAACAAUGUAAGUACAUGGAAACUGACGAGUUUCUUUUUCACAAUUAUAAUAUUCGAUUCGAAUUUUCAGCGCAACUGUUCGAUAUUUCGUGGACGUGACACUACUUAUUGAAAACCUCUAGUCUUGCCAUGCUUUUUAUAGGCAUAGAGCCUUGAUGAAAUGCCGCGAUUUAUUUCCCGUUUUAAAUUACUCCACGUAUCAGAUGUUCCACCUCAAUUACCAUCGUCGCACAUCCCAAAUGAGUCUUUGCAAAAUUUCCUAAAAAAUUUUUCUGUUAUAAUUUUUGUACCAGUAAUCUUUUCACUCAAUAAAAAUGUAUUUUAAUAAUA
Molecule: messenger RNA, 3196 nt
Organism: Temnothorax curvispinosus
Lineage: Eukaryota; Metazoa; Arthropoda; Insecta; Hymenoptera; Formicidae
Product: glutathione hydrolase 1 proenzyme-like
Exons: 10
Coding region: 525-2555 (676 amino acids)
Biological process (GO): glutathione catabolic process
Cellular component (GO): plasma membrane
Molecular function (GO): glutathione gamma-glutamate hydrolase
Source: RefSeq, a predicted model, not a curated record